Corythoichthys intestinalis (scribbled pipefish) is the source of this 2324-nucleotide messenger RNA. RefSeq names its product transmembrane protein 100-like. The record is from RefSeq and is a predicted model, not a curated record. NCBI's taxonomy places the organism in Eukaryota, Metazoa, Chordata, Actinopteri, Syngnathiformes, Syngnathidae. The transcript has 2 exons. Bases 459 to 899 code for a protein of 146 amino acids.
ACAUUGCUGGCAGGCCUACGAUAACCAAGAAUGCUUGUUUGCAGAAAAAUGAUGUAGGAAAAAGCCAAAUAGUUAAGGGAGCUGAAACAAUGCCUUGGUGGGACACCAUUGCAAUGUAGAGAGUGACAAGAGCUCAGAGCAGAGGAAGGGAGUAGCUCCAAGAUAAAUAUCACUUAAUGGCUCAUAAUGACGCUUAAUGACAGACGACCGUUUCCUCGUGGAUGCGAGUAAAGACAGGAACAAACAAAAAAACACGACGCCCGCCGACAACAAUCUUGACGAGAGUCGCCACCAUCUUGAGAGGCCUCCGCUUGUGACGCAUUUGAUAAACUGAGUGCUUCAAGCCGCUUGCAUUCAUUUUGGUCCACGUUGGUUAAGAAGAGAGGCGCAGUCGCUUUCAAAUCCAUCUGGGGACCAUUUAUUCUCUUGGGACAUUUUCACACUAAGGAAGAACACAGAUGGAAAAAGCUUCAUCAAUUACUAGCACCAUGGAAACCUUGGACGCGUCCUCUCUCUCAGCUUCAGCUGUCUCCUACGACCCAAAAUCUGAGGCUGUGACCCUACCGGGAGGUGUAGUGUCAGUGGCGGGCAUCGCCGUGGUAACCGGUGGCGUGGAGUUGUCCUGUUCAUCCUGCAUGCUGGCCUUUGGCUUCUGGGGCACUCUCAUCGGUUUCAGUUGUGUGGGAGUGGGCGCGUGGGACCAGCUUAACCACUUCAGCGAAGGAACUUCUCACUUACUGGCGCUUGGACUGGUCAUCCUGGCCUUGAGUUUUGUGGUAGUGGGGGGUGUGGUGGCCUUCUAUGUUCUGACCAAGAGAAGGCGAAAAAGGAGGAGGGAGAGGCAAGACUGCAAGGAAGUGCUUGUGAAGGAGAAUGUGGUUAAACGGCUCACUGUGUAGUUAACACAUGAAAGAUAUCCAAUGGCAUGACACAAACAUGAAACAUUUUGAUAUCAUAUAUACCACAGACGCUAAUUAUUAAAUGUAUUCAGAAGAUCAAGCCCAGUCUAAGUUGCCUGCAAGUUUUGCUUGUCUGACCAACCAAUCACAAGAUAGGAAAAUGCUGACAUUCUUGAAGGCAGAUAAGACUAAAACGAAUAAGACAAACAAAUGCUACAGGCUGAAAUCUGAUUGGAGAAAAUAAAUAAUUCACACCAUUUUACACAUACUCCAAGAUAAGAAAUUAAGACAAAAUACAUUUUUACAGCUUCAAAUAACAUAUACUAAAAAAUGAUCAGUUCUACUACUGGUUGACUCCCAUGUUGUUUUAUAACAUUUCAAUAUUUCAAAUAGUUUUUCUGUCAUUAAAAAUGUAAUAAUAAAAUACUAUUUUACUACUAUUUUAAAAGAGUAUUUUUCUAAUCAUUAUAGUUCUCAUUUUAUGGUUACCGUAAUUGUCGGACUAUAAGCUGUUACUUUUUUCCCUCAUCUUGAAUCCUGUGGCUUAUAGUCCAGCGCGGCCUAUUUGUUGAUUUAUUUGGUAACACUUUAUUUGACAGCGGCGUCGUAAGACUGCCAUAAGACCGUCAUAAUUAUAACACUAUCAUGGGCAUUAAUUAAUGCUUAUGACAGAUGUCAUUUUCAUAGGGCAAAUUAUGUCACAAACUUCAUUUAUGUACAGCUCAGAUCUAUUCCAUUCAUUCAAAAGUGAGAUAAUUUGCCGGAUGACACAAAAUGACAUGUCAUAAGCAUUCAUUAAUGUUCAUGGCAGUGUCAUUUCAUAAUCAUAAUGUUCUUAUGGCAGUCUUACAGCGCUACUGUCAAACAAAGUGUUACCAAAUACAAUAACUAGCAAUUAAUGAAACAACUGGAACAGUAACUGAAGAAAUAAUUAGCACAGAACAUGAAUUUUGAUUGUUAUUUACAUCUGCAGCGCUGCAAUGCAUGCUAAGAAGCAUGUUGGAUGACAAGUGUUGACAGCAGGUGGCAGCUCCCCCAAGGGAGUAGUGAUGACCAAAUGGAAACUUCUUGAAACAAUGAAAGGCUGUUCAUUUGGUCUCAUGAUGCCGCUGUCAAAUAAAGUGUUUCCGGUUAAUACGUACAGUGUAUCACAAAAGUGUGUACACCCCUCACAUUUCUGCAGAUAUUUAAGAAUAUCUUUUCAUGGGACAACACUGACAAAAUGACAUUUUGACACAAUGAAAAGUAGUCUGUGUGCACCUUAUAUAAUAGAGUUAUUUUUAUUUUCCCCUCAAAAUAACUCAAAAUAUAGCCUUUAAUAUCCAAACUCCUGACAACAAAAAUGCGUACACCCCUUAAAACUACGUACAUCCCUAAAUGUGCAAAUUGAAUACUGCUUGUCAUUUUCCCUCCUAAAUGUCAUGU